AUGUCCAUCAAGAAUUUUGUUGAAGAUACCAUCACUUCGCACAAGAUAACCGUAUUUUCCAAGUCCUACUGUCCUUACUGUCGGCGUGCAAAGACCUUACUCAAGGACGGGUAUCCCGACGUGGAUAUUGGUGUUGUUGAGCUUGAUGAACGCGAUGACGGAAGCGACAUCCAAGAAUACCUUCGCCAGAAGACUGGACAGGGUACAGUUCCCAAUAUAUUCAUCAAUCAGCAGCAUAUUGGUGGAUGCGAUGAUACAAUUAAACUGCAGAGCUCGGGACAGCUGGCCGGUUUGAUUGCUGCAUGA
Molecule: messenger RNA, 306 nt
Organism: Guyanagaster necrorhizus
Lineage: Eukaryota; Fungi; Basidiomycota; Agaricomycetes; Agaricales; Physalacriaceae
Product: glutaredoxin
Exons: 4
Coding region: 1-306 (101 amino acids)
Biological process (GO): cellular response to oxidative stress
Cellular component (GO): cytoplasm
Molecular function (GO): glutathione disulfide oxidoreductase activity
Source: RefSeq, a predicted model, not a curated record